Strongylus vulgaris is the source of this 308-nucleotide messenger RNA. NCBI's taxonomy places the organism in Eukaryota, Metazoa, Nematoda, Chromadorea, Rhabditida, Strongylidae. The record is from the annotation of a GenBank genome assembly.
AUGGCGGUACGAGAGUUGGUUCCGGAGUCUCAAGCGUAUAUGGAUUUACUUGCUUUUGAGCAGAAAUUAGAUGCUACAAUCACUCGUAAGAAACUCGACAUCCAAGAAGCACUUAAAAGGCCGCAAAAGGUGAAGAAGAGACUUAGAAUCUACAUUUCCCAUACUUUCAUAGCGGGAAAGGAACCAGAGAAGGAAGGAGAAGAUGGCACUGUUCCGAUGUGGGAGCUUCGUGUUGAAGGAAGACUGAUUGAAGACCAGGUUGGUUCAAAAAUGACUUCAACCCUACUGUUGUUGGUUUUUAUAUGAUA